This is a messenger RNA of Penicillium samsonianum, 840 nucleotides long. Its product is annotated as Major intrinsic protein. Gene Ontology annotation, molecular function: water channel activity; glycerol channel activity. Lineage: Eukaryota; Fungi; Ascomycota; Eurotiomycetes; Eurotiales; Aspergillaceae. Gene Ontology annotation, cellular component: plasma membrane. Gene Ontology annotation, biological process: glycerol transmembrane transport; water transport. The transcript has 2 exons. The record is from RefSeq and is a predicted model, not a curated record. Bases 1 to 840 code for a protein of 279 amino acids.
AUGAUCCCUCGUCGGGUACUGAAGCCAUAUGCGGCUGAAUUUCUCGGGACAGCCCUGCUAAUCGUCAUCGGGGAUGGAGUUGUCGCCCAAUGCCUGCUAUCCGACUACAACUACGGCACCUGGCUGUCCAUCAACCUCGCCUGGGCCGCUGCCGUGUGUCUCUCUGGCUAUUUGUCUGAUCCAAGCCCGACCAUAAACCCGGCCGUGACUCUUUGUCUUGCUCUUGUGCGUCCAUCUGAAGGACAGUGGAAACAAAUCCCAGGCAAGCUGGCUGCGCAGUUCCUAGGCGGGUUUGUCGGCGCUGCCAUCGUAUAUAUCAACUACCGUUCGGCUAUCAAAGCUUGGGAUCCCGAAUAUACCAUCCCAGGCGGAUCGAUCCUAAGCCCGGUCGGUCACCAUUCAGCGGGUAUCUUCUCGACCUACCCCGGUGCCUUCUUCGAGUCGAACUGGGAGGCUGUAUUUUCUGAGAUGCUGGGCUCAGCUGUGCUGAUGUUUGGCUCUCUCAGUAUCUCUGAUCCGGGAAAUGCCCAUCGAUUCCCUGCUCCACAGCUCGCUUCCUUUCUGCUGCUGCUUAUGAUCGGAGCCGCAUUGGGCUGGCAGACCGGCUACGCCAUUAACCCAGCUAGAGACUUUGGUCCGAGAUUGUUCUCUGCUAUCGUCUAUGGCCGUGAGGUGUUUACGGCGGCCAACUACUACUUUGUUGUUCCCCUCUUCGCCCCUAUUGUUGGCUGUGUUGUAGGCGCGGCGACUUACGACGGGAUGCUGUUCGAGGGAGAGGGAUCGCGCGUUGCCGAUGCGCUGGAUAAAGUCGAGGAUCACGGGUCUCUUCGACUGCAGUGA